AUGUCGCGACCAAUAUAUUCAAUCACAGACACCGUCCCUCUGCCAAAUUCGACGGUGCGGAUACCACGGCUCGGAUUUGGUACUUGCAAUUCCCCCACAAACCUGACUGAAAAGUCCUGCUUGAGCGCUAUUCGAGCCGGAUACCGCUCUAUAGACACUCUUCAAAUCCAUCGCCACGAAGCAGAAAUCGGUCGGGCAGUGCGCAGCUGCGGCGUUGAUCGAAAGGAUCUUUUUCUGACGAUCAAAGUCCGGCUCCUUGUUGACGGGGCAGGCGGGGCCUAUGACUUCCUGGUGGAGAGCGUGGAGAAGCUCAGCGGGAAAGGCGGAUACGUUGACAUGAUGAUGAUACACUGGCCUCAUUUCGAUGAUAUGCAGAGAAGGAGUGUAUGGUUGACGUUGGAGUACAUGCUAGAAAAAGGAUUCACGAAAGCCAUCGGCGUGUGCAACUACUCGGUGGAGCAACUCGAAGAGAUGAGGAGCUAUGCAGAUAUAUGGCCGCCACACUUUGUCCAACUUGAGCUGAACCCAUGGUCCCAGUACAGUUCUAUAGUGGAAUACUGUAAGAUGCAUGACAUCGUGGUCGGGGCCUACUGUUCGCUGACCGAAAACACGAUGUCUACCCAUCCGGUUCUGCUUAGGUUGGCAGAGAAAUAUAACAAGACGGCCUCCCAGGUGUUGGUACGGUACUCGCUUCAAAAAGGCUAUGUGCCAUUUCCGAAGAGCGAUAACCCGGACCAUAUCAAGGAAAAUGCAGAUGUUUUCGACUUUGACAUUGUGGACGAUGAUAUGGCUAUCCUCGACAAGUUGGAAGGCCCCAACCCCCGAAUCGACCCCAGUUAG
Nannizzia gypsea CBS 118893 is the source of this 840-nucleotide messenger RNA. RefSeq names its product 2,5-diketo-D-gluconic acid reductase A. The transcript is spliced from 2 exons. Gene Ontology annotation, molecular function: oxidoreductase activity. The coding region runs from base 1 to 840 and encodes 279 amino acids. The record is from RefSeq and is a predicted model, not a curated record. Lineage: Eukaryota; Fungi; Ascomycota; Eurotiomycetes; Onygenales; Arthrodermataceae.